AUGGCUCCCACAUUUCGCAUCCACCGGCCGGAUGUUCUGGCGUCGUUGCCGCGUCCUCUCGACCACACGAAGGGCCAGUACCACAUUGGCGAGGUGUAUACCCAAAAGGCUGGCUCGAAGAAGAGGAAGAGACUUGAAGUCGUCGUCGGUGUCGAUGGCGAAGCAGCCAACAUCUACCAUAUUCCUUCAUCCGGACUGCGAACUUCCUACCCGAUCCCGCCUCAAGAGUCGUUCACCUGCGCGCCGCACUCAAUCCGAUACCAAGAUUCUUCCGCAAAUGGUCGCAACAACUAUACAUAUCUGUCUACCCAAGACACGACUGGUGCCAAGAUCACUCUCUGCCGUGACGUUGUCGACGCGACCGGAAAGACCAACUCUUCGAGCACCUCGCAGCGCGUGCGCCAUAAGUCGCCGGUUACUUACCUCUUCACAUCUACUGCUGUGGAUGCGACCGGGACCGAACUGGACAAGGAUCAAAAGGGCGACGUGAUUGGACUCUGCAAAGAUGGCCAGGUCGUCUGCCUCGGCGCGGAGGAUUUGGAGCAGAGGUGGAGCGCUUCCUCGUACAACCUGUGCAAAGACUUGCUUCCAUCAACAGUCGCAAAGUACGAGGUGGAGUUUGCGCUUCACGCAACCGCUUCUGAGGUUUUGAAUGGCGUGUUUCAGGGCCGACAAGACGCUUUCGGCUCUUUUGGACGUCAAGUCGAUCCCAAGACCUUCAACCCGGAUGUCCUCACCAUCGUUGUCCGUGCCGAGGGUGAAAACACCGCAUCAAGGUUCCUCAUCGUUCUGGGCGUUCUGCCCACGGUUUCUUCGCAGCCUCUAGUCCAAAUUCACACCACCCCUCUGCCAUCUCAGGAAGAGACCUUGGCAGAGACUGCCAGCUACCAGCUCCACGUUCAGUCCGGCAAGCUGCUCCAGCUGAGCGGACCCGUCCUCCGAACUUACGAUCUCACGAGCGCCGUACCGAAGCUUCAGGGACGUCUGCCGCUCGCCGAGAACACCUCGUUCCUCCAAAUCUCGGAGCACUCGAUUCUCAGCCUGUCUUCCAAGACCGCCAGCAUCCUGAACCCCACCUUCUAUUCGAUUCAAGCGUCGACAAAGGUUGAGCUCCCCGAGGGCCACGACCAGGCGCCGAGGCUAGUGACUUUCCUUUCAAAGCUCGAUAUGGCUGUGUCGGUUGUUGGCAACACUCUCGUCUCCAUCCAGAUUGAGCGUCCCAAGUCCCACGGGAAGGAGGGUCUGCUUAUCGACUCCAUCGGCCGAGGUCUGCCGAGAGGAGACAGAGUGCCGGCCAGUUUGCCCAAGGGAUCUGGCAACAACACAUUUGAGCAGUAUCUCCCUGGUACGCUUUCCGACGCGUACGUCAAAGAGUCGCUCACAGAUGUAGAAAAGGCAGAUGGUUUCCUGCUGGCGCAGGACUGGAAGGCGUUUGAGAGCUUGCUAGCUCAGAGAUUUGGUGUUGCUAUCGACGAAUCCGCCGUUCUUGAUGGAGUGCAAACCCCAGACUGGAAGUGGUUGGAACGAUCAGAGACGUACCCUGCCGUGGAUCGCCGGUGGGUACUCUACGCUAUCAGCAGAGUGUUCACGGUGGACACGUCAGGACCAGAAGCCGUUUUGCGCUGCGUCCUCCCUGCCAGCAAUGUCUUGAUCUACCUCAUCUCGGCCGGCCACCUCACAAAUGCCAACAUGACUGCAGCUUUCAAGGGCGAGAUAGCUGAAGGGGCCCAGGAGCCGGUUGUGGACAAGCUCAUCCAGCGACUCGCCGAUAUGGACCCAAUGAUGGAGCUACUUAUGAACUACGUUUCAUCGACCAAGCUCGGCGAGAGGGAGCUCCUCCUGGUCAUCCGAAUCAUCAUGCGCAGCCUCGACCAGCAGUCCAGGCUGCUUCUCCCCGCGCCCAAGGAGACGAAAGAGGAGGACUACGUCGAGAUGGAAAUCGAUCACUUGGAGAAGGAGUUGGAGCUGGCCGAGUGCCAUCUGGGAGACGACUCGAACCUCCGCGCCCGAACCCUCACGACGGCAUUUGAGAAGCUCGCCAACUACUCUUCUGUAGCGACAGUGCGGGCUCUGCGGGAGACUUUCAACCCCACCGAGGUCCUCUCCCUUAUCCACCUCCUGAGAGUACAGCUGAUCGGCAGCGCGUGGACCUCAAGAUACGUCGACACCACAAACUUUGACCGCGACGAUGCUUCAAGAGCCCCUCCCGACGGUGCUAUCUCCCUUAUUGCCGAGCUUCUGUCCCGCUGCAUCGACUCGGUCGGCCCCAGCGGCUGGCUCACCAACGGCUUCUCCGGCGACCAAGCAGAUGCGGCUGACUUCAUCACCGCCCUGAAGCUCGAGGUCAGCGCCGCCCUGGAGGGCCUUGAGGAGGCCGUCACGUUGGGCGCCUUCGUCGGUGACGCGGUCCAGUACGGCAGCACUGCUGCAUCGGCUGCAAAGUCCUCAUCAGCCGCACGUGGGCAGCAGAAGCCGGUGUCUCUCGAGGUGGAGAUCUCGCCUCGUCUGCCGCUGGGCCUGGUGUCUAAGCAGGCCGUGGCCAACCACAAGAUCGUCUCGGGCGGUGAGGUGCUCGAGAGGACCUCGCGUGAGAGGGGACUCCUGCUGAGUCAGAAGGUCAAGGCGUACUCGCUGGAGAGGAUUACCAUUUGA
Molecule: messenger RNA, 2652 nt
Organism: Colletotrichum chrysophilum
Lineage: Eukaryota; Fungi; Ascomycota; Sordariomycetes; Glomerellales; Glomerellaceae
Exons: 2
Coding region: 1-2652 (883 amino acids)
Source: RefSeq, a predicted model, not a curated record